Maniola jurtina (meadow brown) is the source of this 973-nucleotide messenger RNA. RefSeq names its product muscle-specific protein 20 (gene Mp20). Gene Ontology annotation, molecular function: protein binding. Bases 127 to 681 code for a protein of 184 amino acids. The transcript is spliced from 4 exons. The record is from RefSeq and is a predicted model, not a curated record. Lineage: Eukaryota; Metazoa; Arthropoda; Insecta; Lepidoptera; Nymphalidae.
CUUCCAGAAGGGCGAAGCCUGAACACUCUAUAAAUACGCUGAUUCGGCAUUCAGGAGUUCAGUCUACCGGUGCCAUCGGAACAGAGAUCACCACUCUAAAGCACAACACUACACAACUAAACAAACAUGUCUCUGGAACGCCAAGUCCGCGCUAAGCUCGCUUCCAAGCGUAACCCUGAACAAGAAAAGGAAUGCCAGACCUGGAUGGAAACCGUCCUCGGCGCUAAAUUCCCCCCUGGCGAACAGUUCGAGGAGGUCCUCAAGGAUGGUACCGUUCUCUGCCAGCUCAUCAACAAGAUUAAGCCCGGAUCUGUACCCAAGAUCAACACAUCUGGUGGACAGUUCAAGAUGAUGGAGAACAUUACCAACUUCCAAGGUGCCAUAAAAGCCUACGGAGUCCCAGACAUCGACGUGUUCCAGACCGUAGACCUUUGGGAGAAGAAGGACAUUGCUCAAGUUGUCAGCACACUCUUCGCUCUUGGCCGUGAGACUUACAGGCAUCCUGAAUGGACCGGCCCUUGGCUCGGCCCCAAACCAUCCGAGGAGUGCAAGCGUGACUUCUCCGACGAAGUUCUCAAGGCUGGUCAGACAAUUGUCGGUCUCCAGGCUGGUUCCAACAAGGGCGCCACUCAAGCAGGAAGCAACAUGGGUGCUGGCCGCAAGAUUCUCCUCGGCAAGUGAAGACCUCGUCCCAUCCCAAAAAGUGAUAUUAAUAUUAAGUUAAUUAAUAUUAAGUUGUAUAAAACUGAACACUCGGACGCUGUUGUAAGACUGCAACCUCGUGUAAUUCUAGUCAUGCGUGAUGUGUAAGAUUGUGCGUUCUCUUGGGUACCAAGAGAUCCAGAUGAAUUACCUACAACCUGGUAACAUCUUAUACAUUCAUGUAGCACCAAGUUGGAUCUGUAACUAGGAUAAGAAAAUUAUUUAUUUCCAUUUAUUUAUAGCCUUUUUGUAAUAAAAGAUUUUUUAUCUA